AUGGCAUCUUCAGUGACAGUGACAAAAACAAAUCGACCGCGAGAAGACAUUAAAAUCCUCUUUGACCAUGAGCUAGCCAAUGCACCCGGAAAGUCGAUCAUCGGUAUCCAUCUUGAUUACCCCCCCGAAGGUUUCACUCCUCCACAUCGGCAUGGCGGUGCCACCGUUGUCGCCUACGUUCUUGAAGGCGAACUUCUGAGUGGCAUGAACGGUAAUCCCCCCAAAGUGUACACUCCUGGGGAAAGCUUUGUGGAGCUUCCUGGCUGCCAUCAUACCGUGGGAGAAAAUACCAGCAAAACUACGUCGACACAAGCUAUUGCUAUUUUUGUAGUGGAUACUGACGUAGUGAAGACUGGCGGUUACGAGGCCUUGACAGUGCUUGACGAGGGCUGGUAA
Trichoderma aggressivum f. europaeum is the source of this 396-nucleotide messenger RNA. RefSeq lists its product as uncharacterized. The coding region runs from base 1 to 396 and encodes 131 amino acids. Lineage: Eukaryota; Fungi; Ascomycota; Sordariomycetes; Hypocreales; Hypocreaceae. The transcript is spliced from 2 exons. The record is from RefSeq and is a predicted model, not a curated record.